Mirounga angustirostris (Northern elephant seal) is the source of this 4757-nucleotide messenger RNA. It is a transcript of the gene EPS8, whose product is annotated as EGFR pathway substrate 8, signaling adaptor. NCBI's taxonomy places the organism in Eukaryota, Metazoa, Chordata, Mammalia, Carnivora, Phocidae. The record is from RefSeq and is a predicted model, not a curated record. Gene Ontology annotation, biological process: regulation of Rho protein signal transduction; positive regulation of ruffle assembly; Rho protein signal transduction. Gene Ontology annotation, molecular function: actin binding. The transcript has 21 exons. Bases 525 to 2981 code for a protein of 818 amino acids. Gene Ontology annotation, cellular component: vesicle; plasma membrane; ruffle membrane.
UUGUUAUACUCUUUUUCAUCUUUUCUAGGCAUCUCUGGUGGAAGGUCUUCUUCAUUAGCUCAUUUAACCAUAUCGCUGUACCUGGAAUUCCUGCAAGUUACUUAUUAACCCCUAUCCCUCAGAUUCCACCUCUUUACAAUGGGGAUAAUAAUAGUGUCUGUGCGUAUAAUAUUAGUUUAGAGCACAUAGUAAGUUCUCAAUUAGUGUUAGCCAUUGUUAUUUGCAACAUUUAAAGUUUUAUUCUAUCACCUUAGGGAAGAGUUGGACAUGUAGUAGUGGUUGUGUUUACUUACUUAACAAGAAGAGGAAGUCUUAGUUAACGCCCUAGAGAAACCAAAGGAGAAACUUUGUUCACUACAGUACAAUGCUGAAACUGAAGCUUAGAGUCCCACCCUUUCUGUUGAUAUGCCGAAGGUCACUUGGCACCAAGAGGGAACUGAGAGGAAUAUCCUCUCGGUAUUGCCUGGAAGAUCGCUUAGAGGAGUCUUGCCUGGAUUGUGUGGAACCCAGGAGUGAAAACCACAAUGAAUGGUCAUAUUUCUAAUCAUCCCAGUGGUUUUGGAAUGUAUCCAGCUCAAAUGAAUGGCUAUGGAUCAUCACCCACCUUUUCCCAAAUGGACAGAGAACACAGUUCAAAAACAAGUGCAAAGGCCCUCUAUGAACAAAGGAAGAAUUAUGCUCGGGACAGUGUCAGCAGUGUGUCCGAUAUAUCCCAAUAUCGUGUUGAACACUUGACCACCUUUGUUCUGGAUCGGAAAGAUGCUAUGAUAACUGUUGAUGAUGGAAUAAGGAAGCUGAAAUUGCUCGAUGCCAAGGGCAAAGUGUGGACCCAGGAUAUGAUUCUUCAAGUGGACGACAGAGCUGUGAGCCUGAUUGAUUUAGAAUCGAAGAAUGAACUAGAGAAUUUUCCUUUAAGCACAGUCCAGCACUGCCAAGCUGUGAUGCAUUCCUGUAACUAUGAUUCAAUUCUCGCCCUGGUGUGCAAAGAGCCAACUCAAAACAAGCCCGAUCUUCAUCUUUUCCAGUGUGAUGAGAUUAAGGCAAACCUCAUUAGUGAAGACAUUGAGAGUGCGAUCAGUGACAGUAAAGGAGGGAAACAGAAGAGGCGGCCUGAAGCCCUGAGGAUGAUUUCCAAAGCAGACCCUGGUAUACCGCCUCCGCCAAGAGCUCCUGCCCCGGUGCCCCCUGGGACUGUUACCCAGGUGGAUGUUAGAAGUCGGGUGGCAGCCUGGUCUGCAUGGGCUGCUGACCAAGGGGACUUUGAGAAACCAAGGCAGUAUCAUGAGCAGGAAGAAGCACCUGAAAUGAUGGCGGCCCGAAUUGACAGAGACGUGCAAAUAUUAAACCACAUUUUGGAUGACAUUGAAUUUUUUAUCACAAAACUCCAAAAAGCAGCUGAAGCAUUUUCUGAGCUUUCUAAAAGGAAGAAAAGUAAGAAAGGUAAAAAGAAAGGACCAGGAGAGGGUGUUUUAACUCUGCGGGCAAAACCUCCCCCUCCUGAGGAGUUUGUUGACUGUUUACAAAAGUUUAAACAUGGAUUUAACCUUCUGGCCAAACUGAAGUCUCACAUCCAGAAUCCGAGUGCUGCAGAUUUGGUUCAUUUUUUAUUUACUCCAUUAAAUAUGGUGGUGCAGGCAACAGGAGGUCCUGAACUAGCCAGUUCAGUACUCAGCCCCCUAUUGACUAAGGACACAAUUGAGUUCUUAAAUUAUACUGUCAACAAUGAUGAAAGACAGCUGUGGAUGUCACUGGGCGAAACGUGGAUGAAAGCCAGAGCAGAAUGGCCAAAAGAGCAGUUCAUCCCACCAUAUGUCCCGCGGUUCCGCAAUGGUUGGGAGCCUCCCAUGCUGAGCUUCAUGGGCGCACCGAUGGAACAAGAUCUUUAUCAGUUGGCUGAGUCUGUGGCAAAUGUAGCAGAACAUCAGCGCAAACAGGAGACAAAAAGAUUAUCCACGGAGCAGUCCAGUGUAUCAGAGUAUCCUCCAGCUGAUGGGUAUGCAUUCAAUAACAUGUACACAAGAGGGCCCCAUCCGGACCAAGGGGAAGCAGUUGUGGCUUUUAAGCCAACUCCUAAUCGCCACGUAGAUAGAAAUUAUGAUCCACUCAAAGCACAACCCAAGAAAUAUGCCAAAUCCAAGUAUGACUUUGUGGCAAGGAACAGCAGUGAGCUCUCAGUUCUAAAGGAUGAUAUUUUAGAGAUCCUUGAUGAUAGAAAGCAGUGGUGGAAAGUUCGAAAUGCAAGUGGAGACUCUGGAUUUGUGCCAAAUAACAUUUUGGAUAUUGUGAGACCUCCAGAAUCAGGAUUAGGGCGUGCUGAUCCACCUUACACGCAUACCAUACAGAAACAAAGGAUGGAGUAUGGUCCCAGACCAGCUGAUACUCCCUCUGCCCCAUCACCUCCUCCAACACCAGCUCCUGUUCCUGUCCCGCUUCCUCCUUCUACCCCAGCACCUGUUUCUGUGCCAAAGGUCCCGGCAAAUGUAACCCGUCAGAACAGCAGCUCUGGUGACAGUAUUGUGCGAGAUAACCAGAAACACAAACAACUUCCCAUGGACCGAAGGAAAUCUCAGAUGGAGGAAGUCCAGGAUGAGCUCAUCCACAGACUGACCAUUGGCCGGAGUGCCGCCCAGAAGAAGUUCCACGUGCCACGGCAGAACGUGCCAGUUGUCAAUAUCACUUACGACUCCACACCAGAAGAUGUGAAGACAUGGUUACAGUCGAAGGGGUUCAGCCCUGUGACUGUCAAUAGUCUUGGAGUAUUAAACGGUGCACAACUUUUCUCUCUCAACAAAGAGGAACUGAGGACAGUCUGCCCUGAAGGGUCCAGAGUCUUUAGCCAAAUCACUGUACAAAAAGCUGCAUUAGAGGAUAACAGCGGCAGCUCCGAGUUGCAAGAAAUCAUGCGGAGACGACAGGAGAAAAUCAGUGCCGCGGCUAGCGAUUCGGGAGUGGAGUCUUUUGAUGAGGGAAGCAGUCACUAAUUUGUUUUUAAACUCCAUUUAAAUUUGUGGCAUUAUUCCAACAUGCUUUGUUUUAAGAAGCCAUGAAGGGAAUGUCAGAUUCUUAUUUCUCAGAAUACUUAAGUUAUCGCCAUAAAGAAACAAUGCAAACAUAAGUAAGCGGAGGACUUGUUUCCUGGCCCAUUAUUUUUAUUAAAACUGAGUAAUUUUAAAUAGCUGUUUUGCCCUUGAGAAAUAUUUUGCCUGCUUUACCCAGGUGAGGUUUCUUUCAUUGGAUUAAUUAUUUCAUCCCCCAUCUCAGUGUAUAAGCAGGCAGCUUUUAACAGCGGUGAAUUUAUUUACUGCAGCAAAACAGAGAUAUUGCCCGUGACUUAAAAUCGAAAUAAUUUCAGUUUUGCCCAUGACUGGUGUCUGUCAUUCAGAGCGUAGCUUACUUUAGGCUAGCCUCUGCUUACUUAGGUCUCUUCUUUGACAUACUCAAUGAUAGAAUAUUUAGAUUUAUUUAAAGUUCUUAAUGCCAACAGUUUUUAAAAAAAUAUCAGAACAUUUAAUGAACUGUAAAAUACAAGGCCUUGGACAUGCAAAUAUAAACCUAUGGAGCAUUCCCAAGACAGUUCAUUUGUCAUGGCUCUGUUGAUCACAAUUCCUUGUAUAGCCUGUAUUUUGAUUUAGUUUAUAUUCUGCUUAUUAUCUGUAUUGUGUUCUUAUAUAUGAGAAAGCACAAGUGGAAAAGAGAUCAGAUGCAGUCAAAAUGUGUCCCAGAAAGUAGCCCGCAUUGGUGUGCAUUACAGUAUUUUGUUUAAUGAAGGCCUCGGUUCUGAAUAUUGAUAUGAGUAGUUAAAUGGAUAUUGGGACCAUUUUAUGUGUUUAUCUGUGUCAAGUUUUUCUGAUAAGAAACAAUUAAUUUACGUAUAUUUUAAUCCUGUGAAAGAUUCUAGGUAGAGAAAAGAAAGAUACUUAACCUUCAACAAAUGUUAUUUUUGGAAACACAAUUUUUGUCAUUAAAUGUUAUAUUAUUUCACAUAUAUAAAACAGAUGUUAUGUAAGAAUGUUGUAUAUUUUAACAUAAAUCCAUUUAGAGAGAUUAUCUAGAUUCAUUAAUUUUCAUAGUGCCUUUUUCACAUGAGUCAGCUGGAAAGUCUGCAAUAAACAGUAUUUGCUGUAUGUUAAUAAAUGGCUUCUGUCUCAUUGGCAAAAGGGAUCUUUGGUAUGUAGACUGCUGAUCAGGGUUGAGCAGAAUGGGAAAAACAGAGGCCCACUCUUUUUUUAUUUUUUUAUUUUUUUAACUGAUUUCCAGUAUAGUUUAGCAUCUAGUAAGAGCUGGUCACAGUGGUAAAAACAAAUGUAUGACAGCAGUUAUGAUUACUAAGUGCUUCCACAGAAGUGCUUCCUUAGGUAUCUAUAGUAACUCUAUGAGUUGUAUUUUAUAGACAAGGAAACAGCUUCCUAGGGUCUCAUUUCCCCCCUAAUUAUGGGAGAUACGGGAGUUGCUCAUCUUCCCUAAAACAGUGUCCCUUGGACAAAGUGAAACAAACAUGAGAACGAUGAAGGUUACUCUAGAUCUUUUCCAUGUCAUACGCACUGACACGCAUUUAUAACUUAGCCCUUAUUGAAAGUCUCUGAAAAUGGAGAGAUAAGACAAGAGAAAAUAGAAAAGUUAAAAUAGCCUGAGUGGAAUGUGGCAUAUAUGAUAUUAAAAGAAUUGGUGUAAUUCAUUAAGAUGUCUUUAUGCUCUCAGAUUCCAGUGGAAAAUAACACAAUGGUGGCCACUGCAGGAAGCAGUUGUCUUCUUCCGGG